Messenger RNA from Aaosphaeria arxii CBS 175.79, 2385 nucleotides. RefSeq lists its product as uncharacterized. Gene Ontology annotation, biological process: transcription initiation at RNA polymerase III promoter. Gene Ontology annotation, cellular component: transcription factor TFIIIC complex. The coding region runs from base 265 to 2331 and encodes 688 amino acids. The record is from RefSeq and is a predicted model, not a curated record. The transcript is spliced from 5 exons. NCBI's taxonomy places the organism in Eukaryota, Fungi, Ascomycota, Dothideomycetes, Pleosporales.
UUUCCACAAGACACACAACACACAACAAUCACUGACUAGGUAAUUAUACAAGAGAAACACCCAAACCAUACAAUGACAUCUACAUGGUAUCAUUUCCUCACUCAUAACACUCAUCGUGCCAGGACUUCUUGCUUCCUAGAUUGAUGCUCCACUGCGGAUACGCUAUAUUGAUUACCACCGAAUCCCUGGAUUUUAUUCACCACCACCAAUGACACCAAUACCGCCAUACCACGACUACAACCACUAAUACGGCCCCCAUCUAUCAUGGACCAGAACCUCCCGGAUUCUGUACAAACCUUAAAUCCCCCAACAGACACUUCCACUCACAAUGAUCAAUUGGCUCCGUCGUUUGAUAUCCCCUCACGUGCUAUCACCGUAAUCGAACAUCCCAGCAUCAUCAAAAACAUCGACAAAGGCAUCAAGUCUCUGGGUGGCCAUGUCGCAUUAAGUAAAAUUCUUCGAUCCCAACCCCUACCCAUUCCUGAAUAUGAGAUCGAAGACGCUGAAAAUCCACAAAUCUAUCUUCCUCGGAACGUCUCUGCUUCCUUGCGACCAGACGACCCUCUCGCCAAGCGCAUUACUGCAACCCCGGUGUCUACCAAGAACCUACUGCUCAAGAUCACAGUACCCAAGCGAACCGGUCGUAAGCGGAAGAAGGGUUCGAAUGAUCCGUUCCUUCACGAUGACGGUACGGCGGAGGGCGGCUCAGCACCACCUAACCCAUAUGUCGAUGCACGCAUCAUCUUCCGCAGUAUCCAAGAUAAUGCGUCAAAGUACAGCGUCGUCCCGGUCGGUGUGAUAGACGAGUCACAUAGAUUUAGAACCCUGCCGGAUAUUCAGUGGGCGUCUGAAGGUAACAAGGAGUUGACUGACAUUAAGGAGCACCUGCUUCCCCUUCGCUACUCCCAGCUCAAGGACUGGAAAUUCAACACAGAGCCUGGGUCAGACUUGACCAGAUAUGUCGGUCUUACCCCUGAAUUCUUCCAAAUGCCGGUGCAUUACAACUACAAAUUCCAACAGAAUCCAUUCGUAAAGUACACUGGAGACGGACGCGAAGAAGUCAAUGUGCAAAAACGACUAACGGUCGAUGGCUACCACCUUAUCGCACCAACCGCUAAAUCAGUACCAACAGGUCCUAAAUCACAUAUCCCUCCAGAGCACACCUUAACACCCUUCAUCACAGACCUCAUUGCAGAAAUCAGAGCUGAGCUCAGAAAACGUCCCAUCAUCACUCGCCAUCUAUUAUUCAACAGACUUGGCUGGGACAAGCGCGAACGUAUCAGAGAGGCCGCCGUCUACUGUGGAUAUUUCUUCACCAGCGGUCCCUGGCGAGAGGCCCUCAUCGUCUGGGGCCUUGAUCCCCGAACAGACCCUAGAUAUCGCCAUUAUCAAACCAUCUCCUUCAUCUCCUUCCUCAAGAUUGGCACCACCCGCAGUAGACUCAACUUCGACAAGCAUGUGCGUGAGCUCGCACGAACCUCACCCGAACGGCUUGCCACCGAACACAUCUUCGACGGCGUUACGUUCUCCGAGACCGGCAAUCUAUUCCAAUUCUGCGACAUCACGGAUCCCCUCAUCCGCCAGAUCCUAGACACACGCGACAUACGCGAUACUUGCGCCCCUACGUUCCCUGGCUGGUACCACAUCGGAACGUGGGCUAAAGCUACAGUCAUAAUGAAGGAUAAGAUGAAUACAAUUAUCAGCGGUCAAAAGCCGGACAAUUCCAUCUACCAACGCGUUUUACAGUGGCCUUCUAAGUGGAACGACCGAGAGAUGGCCCAAACGUAUAGGAGUGAGACUACCGACAAAGAGCUCAAGAAGGAGAAGGCGCGAGAGCACAUCGUCAUGUACAAUGUCCGUUGCGCUGCUAGAAACCCCCGGUAUGCUUUUGAGAGGAUGCAAAACCAGGAGAAAGAACGUGGGCAAAGGGGCAACCAAAGCACGGGUGGCGAUGUAGAGGGAGAGUUAGAGGAGGAGGAUUCAGCUCCGAACGAAGACGAGGAAAUUCCGGAGGACUUCACAGAGGCCCAGGACACGGCAGACGCAAUCAUGCGUGAAGGCGAAGACGACGAAGAUGAAGAUGAAGAUGUGGACGAGGGCGAGGAUGGCGACGACGAUGACGAUGACGAUGACGACGACGACGAUGAUGAUGAUGAUGAAGAUGACAUUGAGGGAGACGGCUUCGCUGCUGUCAAAGAAGCUUAUGUUGUGGGGGGGAGAGACAACAGAGAUGAGCUCGGUCCUGAACUUGAUGAGGAUGAAGCAUCAGACACAGACGAUGAAUCACCACGGCAGGCAAAGCCGUUUGGAGGCCUUUAUCCCACAAAAUGAACGGCGUGAUCAACAGAUCGGAAUUGAUUCACAUAUAAAUAAAUCAAAAUAAAC